This is a messenger RNA of Dryobates pubescens (Downy woodpecker), 411 nucleotides long. RefSeq names its product trefoil factor 1. Bases 1 to 411 code for a protein of 136 amino acids. Gene Ontology annotation, biological process: maintenance of gastrointestinal epithelium. NCBI's taxonomy places the organism in Eukaryota, Metazoa, Chordata, Aves, Piciformes, Picidae. The transcript is spliced from 4 exons. The record is from RefSeq and is a predicted model, not a curated record.
AUGGAUCCCAAAGUGAUCUGUGUGCUCUCUGUCAUCCUCGUCGUAGCACUCAGUACCCUGGCAGAGGGGGUAGCUGCACCAUCAAGAUGCCAGUGUAAGGUAGCCGCCCUGGAGCGGAUCAACUGUGGUUACCCAGGAAUCUCAGCAGCGGAGUGCAAGAGAAUUGGGUGCUGCUUCAACAACUCAGUCCCUGACAUGCCCUGGUGCUUUAAGCCUAAACCCAAGAAAGUUAGGAAAUUCUGUCCUACUGAUGUUCGCGGCAGGAGGAACUGCGGCUUCCCCGGCAUCACGGCUAAGGAGUGUGAGAGGAAGGGUUGCUGCUUCAACUCACAUCCCGCCGGGGUCCCCUGGUGCUUCUACCACCGUGUGGUGGAGGAAGUUAUGAUUGACCUUUCAGCAUAUCUAAUGUAG